This is a messenger RNA of Sphenostylis stenocarpa, 1650 nucleotides long. The record is from the annotation of a GenBank genome assembly. NCBI's taxonomy places the organism in Eukaryota, Viridiplantae, Streptophyta, Magnoliopsida, Fabales, Fabaceae.
AUGAGGCAGAAUGAUUUGUUAAUCACUAGCUGGGGGAUUUCAUCGAUUAAACUUGAACUCGGCCAUACCUUCCCUUGGUUUCUCAGUACUCUCUUCAAAACUGUAAGGCACUUCCCUGAACUAGACAAGAUAAGCCCAAACCUAAAUCUACGGUGGUUUAUUUUGAGGAGGAUUGCUGCUGACAAGUUUUACUGGGACAUCAAGGACCAAAGACUGACAAUGCCAUUCUUAAUGGACACAACAAAUUUGCCAUAUCUACCCCAAGGGAUUCGUUCUUUGUCUCCGUCAUGGCCAUCCCGAGUCCUCAAAAUACUGACUGAACUCGGGAGCGGGCGAGUCAACUCGGGUCACCACUUGUCGCUCGCCAUCGCUAACCUCCGAGACGCUCUUAAUCUCUCUUCCAAGUCUGUAGCUCCCACCGCUUUCGAUGGCUAUGCUCGCUUCUUCGACCAGGUUAUGUCCCGAGACCAAUCUAGCAAGUGGUUCCAAGAAGUGCUUCCCGCAUUGGGGAAUUUGCUUCUCAGGUUCCCCUCUUUGUUGGAAACGCACUUUCGAAAUUCUGAUAUGGAUGUACAUGGAGACGGAACCGUCGUCACAACUGCUCUUCGCUUAUUGGAUUCACAGCAACCGGGGAUCGUCUUCCUUAGCCAGGAGUUGAUUGCUGCUCUUCUUGGCUGCUCAUUCUUCUGUCUCUUCCCAGUCAGUGAAAGACGAACGACGCAUCUUCAAAAGAUCAACUUCGAUAGAUUGUUUGCGAAGACCAGAAAUGGUUACACUCAAGAACAGGAUAAUAAGAUUUGGUCUAUCCUUCACUAUUUUCAAAGGAUAUGUUCUGAUAUGCCUAAGGGCAUGGUCUCAUUUGAGCGAAAAGUACUUCCCUUCAAGAAUGAUUCUAUUCACAUUUCUUAUCCAGAUGCUAACUUUUGGAGCACUUCUGUUACACCUCUAUGCAACUUUGAGGUUCACUAUUCAGGAGGCAUAGAAGAUCAAUCAAGCGAAGCUGUUGAAGUAGAUUUUGCAGAUCCAUAUUAUGGGGGCCUUGUUCUUGGCAUGGGGUGUUUACAGGAGGAAAUCCGGUUCUUGAUCAGUCCAGAAUUGAUUGCUGGCAUGCUUUUCUUGCCAGCCAUGGCAGAUAAUGAGGCUAUAGAAAUUGUUGGUGUAGAAAGGUUCUCAAGUUAUACAGGGUACUCGUCAUCAUUUCAAUUUUCUGGUGAUUAUGUGGAUGAGAGGGAUGUAGACACCCUUGGAAGACGAAAAACCACGAUUGUUGCAAUUGAUGCAUUAGAAAGACCUGGGAUGAGCCAAUACAUGGCGGAUUCUAUCCUCCGGCAUGUUAUACAUGCGGGCAUUCUGUGGAAGGGAAAUAAUAUCGGGGUUGCAACUGGAAACUGGGGAUGUGGCGUCUUUGGAGGAGAUCCUGAAAUAAAGACCAUAAUUCAGUGGCUUGCAGCUUCUCAGGCUCGAAGACCAUUCUUAUUAUACUACACAUUUGGCUUGGGGGCAUUGAAAAGCCUACACGAGGUUGUUCAUCGGAUUUCGACGCAAACAUGGACAGUUGGAAACCUAUGGAAGAUGCUAAUUAAGUACUCAACAAUGAGAUCAAAAGGAGAAACUAACGUCGGCUUCUUCCAAUGGCUCCAGGAACGGUAA